Drosophila montana is the source of this 5576-nucleotide messenger RNA. RefSeq names its product cap-n-collar (gene cnc). The transcript is spliced from 11 exons. NCBI's taxonomy places the organism in Eukaryota, Metazoa, Arthropoda, Insecta, Diptera, Drosophilidae. Gene Ontology annotation, biological process: regulation of transcription by RNA polymerase II. The record is from RefSeq and is a predicted model, not a curated record. Gene Ontology annotation, cellular component: nucleus. Gene Ontology annotation, molecular function: RNA polymerase II cis-regulatory region sequence-specific DNA binding; DNA-binding transcription factor activity, RNA polymerase II-specific. Bases 881 to 5107 code for a protein of 1408 amino acids.
GUUGUUUUAAAAGCGCGGUGAGCAGACGUCUGUCAGGCGUUCGCCGAGUCGUGAAGAAAUUGUGAAAAGAAGAAAACCAACGCAAGUUAACAAUAAAAAACACGUUUUUUAUAUAAACGUUUUUGCAGCCUAACAAAUUAAUUAUUGAGCGCAACAGAUAAAUAAAAGAAAAGUAAAAUUAAAACGUAAAAAAGCCGCGUGCAAUUGUAAAAGCAGAAGAGAGAGAGAAAAAGACAGCAUCGUCGGCACCGACGUCAACUGCGUGCGCUAACGUUUUAACGGUGAAAUAUCAUUCACCUACAGCACUCUGCAGCCAAUAUUGCGUCGCAGUUUUUACCGUUGAAGUCACAAGCAGGCAGCAGCAGCAGCGCUUCUUGUAGCCGAAAAGCGAAUUGAAAUUCGUGGAGAAAAAGUGAAACAAAACGAACACAAGGACAUUUAUUAAUUAAAUCAACAACAAAAACGGCAAAAAUAAUAACGAAUAGUGACCAUCAUUUUAGCAGGAGAAUUGCGAUUUAAACAAAUACGAAUUUGUUUUUGCGCAGCUUGAUUUACACACACAUAGAUACAUCUAUAUAUGUAUUUAGCUGUAUAUAUGUAUAAAGCAUAUAUUCUCAAGUAAAGCGCCGCAAGGAAACGCCAUUGAACGCGCGGACGGCGCAGCCAGCGCGCUGUUGUCUGGCCGGGCGUGUGGAGGAGGAGGAGGAGGAGGAGGAGGUGGGUCAACAACAGCAGCAACAACAACCAACUGAAUCAGCAACUGUCGCUUGUCAAAGACAACAGCAGCAACAACAGCAACAACAACAACAAACACAAAACCCACCCACAUAUACAUUCACUCAGUCAUCUCUCCAUCUCGCUGUUAACCUCGGCACCAAAAAUGAUCUCAAACAAAAAGGCGUAUGCCAUGAAAAUGCUGCAGCUGGCGCUGGCCUUGAGUCUGCUGCAUGUGGACACGGAUUAUAUGCUGCUGCAGCAUCGCCUGCGACGCUGGGAUGCGCAGCUGGAGCUGCCGCAUGGCGAUGGCUGGGAGCUGGAAAUGUUGCGCACGGUGCCCAUAAUUGAGACGCAGCAACCGUAUGGCAAUCGCAAGGGCAUGAUGCCGCUGCUCGAGGAUCUGUUGCGCUACGAUGAUGAUCAUCAUCAUCCUCAUCAUCGGGCGGGCGCCAGCGACGGCGGCGGCAAGGAGUAUAAGCUGCCCACGGGCAGCUUCAAUGCCAGCACCCUGGUCAUGAAUCUGCACAAUACGACGGGCAACAGCAGCGUGCAGACCGCUGCACUGCAGGAUUUACAGAGUACUGCCGGCAGCGGCACCAGCUCAGGCAGCGCCGUGGGCGUGGGCAGCACCACGACGACAGCCAGCACAGCGGGCAGCGGUGCGGGCGCGGCAGGACUGGGUGAAAUCCACAUCAAUACCACGAGCAACAAUAAUACCCUGGCCGCCUCGCCCGAACUGGACAUAUUCCUGUCGCCCGACCUACUGCAGGAUCAGCGUUCGAUCUGGGAGCAGAAUCUGGCCGACUUGCAUGACUAUGGCGAUCUGCCCUACAGCAGUCCGUAUGCCCAUCUGCCGCUCAAGGAUGGCCAGCAGCAGCCGCACAACAGCACCCAGCUGGAUCUCAGUCUGGCUGCCUUCAUCCAUGGCUUUGCGGGCGGCGCCAAUGCGCUUGGCCAGCAUCAAGCGGAUGCUCCGAAUGCGCUCAACGACAGCACGCCACAUCCCAGCAAUUCGGGCAGCUUGACCGUGCAGCAAUUCGGACCGGAUUCGGAUGAGGAUGAGGAAGAGGAUCUGCUGUUGAGUCGCCUCUUCGGCGAGGAUAGCUCUGAUGCAGAGGCAGCCGCCUGCUCGGGCGUCGCGAAUGCCUGCGAAGUGGAGGGCUUGACCAGCGAUGAGCCCUUUGGCAUUGUCAACGAGGUGGAAGUCGUCGAGGAGGAGAGUGAAAUAGCCGAGGUACUUUACAAGCAGGAUGUCGAUUUGGGCUUUAGUCUUGAUCAGGAGGAGAUUAUUAAUGCCUCCUAUGCCAGUGGCAAUAGUGCUGUUAAGCAGCGCGCUGAAGAGGCGGAGAGCAAGAAGAAAAAACCCGAAGAGACCGAUAAGAAUGCCGAUGAUACCGAUGAUAUCGAGAAGUUGAAAGCCUUGGCAGAUCUGCAUCAAAAUGAGCCUUCGAUUGAUGAGAAGAAGCCGCCGCAAGACCUGGAUGAACUAUCGAAUGAAUGGAAUGGCAUACCCUUUACGAUUGAUAAUGAAACUGGUGAAUACAUACGCUUGCCGCUGGAUGAGCUGCUCAACGACGUGCUGCAACUGUCUCCCUUUCCACUUGUAGACGACGUGCUAAGCAACGAUUCGGUUGCAUCCACAUCGCAGGCCGCUGCUGCAGCUGCUGCUGCCGCAUUGAAUAGCAAGCCAGCGACGCGCAUUGUCUCCGAAACUGGUGAGGAUUUGGCCUUUGUGGAGCAGGAGUCGAUCGAUAAGGAUAACGAGGCCAGUUACUCGGCCAGCGAUUUUGAGGAUCUGCAGGACUCUGUGGGCUCGCCCCUGUUCGAUUUAGAUGACGAGGCCAAAAAGGAAUUAGACGAAAUGUUACAAUCAACCGCACCGCCCUACCAUCACGCCCAUCCCCAUGCCCAUGCGCACCACCAUCCGGCGCACCACCAUGCCCAUCAUGCCCAUCAUGCGGCCGCCGCGGCAGCGCAUCAGCGCGCCGUUCAGGCGAGCGCCAACUAUGCCAACACCAUGGGCAGUGGACCGGUCAGCGCCUUCCAGCGUCAGCCGCCCAGCUCGGCGGGCUAUCACCAUCAUGGCCAUCAUCAGGGCCGCAUGCCGCGCCUGAAUCGCAGCGUCUCCAUGGAGCGUCUACAGGAUUUUGCCACCUAUAUGGGCAUGGGCGUGGUCGGCGGCGUCUCCGAUAUGCCGCCCUAUCCGCCGCACUACACCAGCUACUCGUACCAGAGUCCAGCCGUGCCACCCAGCGCCCAGCAUGCCGCUCAGUACGGCCAGCCGGCUGCCACGUUGCCGCCACCACCGCCGCCGCCGCCACCGCAUCAUGGCCAUGGACACGGCCACCAUGCGGCCAUGCUGCAUGCCAAUUCGACGCUGGGCGAUCUCUGCUCGGCCGCCGGCGGUCAGCCCCACUAUGGUCACAACCUGGGCUCGGCGGUGUCCUCCAGCAUGCAUUUGACCAACUCCAGUCACGAGGUGGAUGGCGCUGCUGCUGCCGCUGCAGCCGCUGCGGCCGCUGCCAGCAGCAACUACAAAAUGGAACACGAGAUGAUGUAUUAUGCGAACACUUCUUCGGACGUGAAUCACACGGAUGGUUUAAUCAAUUCGUUUUUCAACGACGAGGAUCUUCACUUGAUGGAUAUGACGGAGAGUUUCUGUCGCAUGGUGGACAACAGCACGAGCAACAACUCCUCGGUGCUGGGCCUGCCCAGCAGUGGACAUGUGAGCAACGCGGGCAGCUCAACUCUGACCAUUGGGAGCCAUGCGAAUCCCAAUAGCGUAGCUGGCGUAGCUGUUGGUGGUGUUGCCUCUAUGAGCGGUGCAGCCGGAGCAGCAGCUGUAGCUGGUGCUGGUGUGGGCGUGGGCGUAGGCGUGAGCGUGGGCGCAGCUGGCGUGGGCAUGACCAGCGAUCUGUUGGCCAGCGCUGGUGGGGCACAGGGUGGCGGGGAUCGCCUGGACGCGUCCAGUGACAGUGCGGUCAGUUCGAUGGGCUCGGAGCGUGUACCCUCGCUCUCGGACGGCGAGUGGGGCGAGGGCAGCGACUCGGCACAGGAUUAUCACCAGGCCAAAUACGGCGGGCCGUACGAUUUUAGCUACAACAACAACAAUACACGCCAGCCGCCGGUGGCACAGAAGAAGCAUCAGCUAUAUGGCAAGCGGGAUCUGCACAAGCAAACGCCCAGCGCCUUGACUGCCACAGCGCCGCCAGUGGCAGCCACGCCGCAGCCUCAGCAGCAUCAGCAGCAACCGCAGGUGCAGAGCAUCAAGUACGAGUAUGAGGCGGGCGCGGCGGCCUUUACGGGCAUGCAGCGCAGCGGGGGCAGCAGCAGCGUGGGCGAAGCCGCUGCCAUGGCGCCGGUUCUGUCCAAGGACUAUCAUCAGGCGUACGGGAUGAGCGCGGCCAGCGCCUUUACAGCUGAUUACGGCAUGCCACGUGCACCCCUGACAUCGCAGGGCGUUGUCCAGCUGAAUCACACAUACGCACUGCCCCAAGGCAACGGAGCACUGCCCCAGGGCAGUGGCUCCCUAAGCAGACCGCAUCCGCGCGACAAGAAGCCCGUUGCAGGUAGUAAACAUGCCGCCAAGUCGGACAGCGGCAGCAGCAGUGCCAGCGCCAUGGAGGACGAGCAUUUGUCGCGGGACGAGAAGCGCGCCCGUGCUCUCAACAUACCCAUUGCCGUGGGCGACAUCAUCAAUCUGCCCAUGGACGAGUUCAAUGAGCGCCUGUCCAAGUACGAUCUGAGCGAGAAUCAGCUGUCGCUGAUACGUGACAUUCGGCGGCGUGGCAAGAACAAGGUUGCGGCACAGAAUUGCCGCAAGCGCAAACUGGAUCAGAUACUCACGCUGGAGGAUGAGGUCAACACGGUGGUGAAGCGCAAGGCGCAGCUGAAUCACGAUCGGGAUCAGCUCGAAACCGAACGCAAACGCAUUUCCCACAAGUUUUCCAUGCUGCAUCGUCAUGUUUUCCAGUAUCUGCGCGAUCCCGAGGGCAAUCCCUGCUCGCCGGCUGACUAUAGCCUGCAGCAGGCGGCCGAUGGUUCCGUCUAUUUGCUGCCGCGCGACAAGCCCGACAAUGGCGCCACGGCAACAGCUGCUUCCAGCGCGGUGACAGCCGGCAGCAGCAGCAGCAGUCAGCAGGCGGCGCUGCAUCCGGUGCAUCAGGGGCAUCAUCAGGUGCAGCCGCAGUCGCAGCACGUGCCACUGCAGCAGCAGCAACAACAACAGUCGCGCCUGCCACCACAUUUGCAGCAGCAGGCGCCGCAGCAUCAUCAGCAGCAGCUUUUGCCACAGCAGCAGCAGCAGCAGCAACAGCAGCAACAACAGCAGCAACAACAGCAACAACAACAGCAACAGGCGCCGCAUCAGCAUCAGCAUCACAAGGAAUGAAAAUAUCUGCUGCGUAUUGCCGCAACAACGAGUUGGUUGUCGAACUUUCAGCAGCAGCAACAGGAGCAGCAGCAGCAAAUGCAGCGGCAACAGCAGCAAGAGCAACAUUUGCAACAGCAACACUUGCAACAGCAGCAAUGUUGCGAGCAGGCGUACGAUUACCGUUACGAUUUAUACAACAACAGUUACCUGUACUACUGAGCCGUUGCCGCUCUUCGUCCUCUUCUUAUUCAACUUCUGCUUCUUCUGUUGCACGCAACAUGUUGCUGGCAACAUUUGGUUGCAAAACACGGCGCGAAAAACGCUCGUGCAUUUAACUGCAGCGGGCUUUACAGUUUUUCCUUUCAUUUCCCCCACCCCCUCCUUUCUACUUUCUAACUUAGUCAAAAUGUUUGUUAUUUAUUUUUAAAUUCUUUUAAAUUGCCUUUUCUUCAACAUUUUCUUUAUACAUAUAUAUAUAUAUAGUUUA